AUGAAGAGAGCUAAAAACUCGCAGCGGUAUAGAGACCCUCUUCCCAUAGGGGUGACUGCUCUCAGCCCAUUAAGUUGGGCUCUUGCAGCAGCGGCGAUGGCCUGGCAGUUUUGGACCUACAGGCCCAAGAUUGACGAGAAAUUCCGUGUUUAUGGGCCAGACAUGCUUUUUCUUUGGAACCAUGGGUUUUUUGGUAAGGGUGUUCUUUCUCGGAGCGAGCCGACCUGGCUGGAGAGAACUCGGCGCCGGGUUCUGGGCCAGGGCAGUCCGUACACAGACGAGGAGAUGGUCGCGCAACGCCGUAAGGCCAGAACCCAAUUCAAACAAAAACGCAAGCAGCUCGACGAGCUGGAAAAUUUUUAUAAGCGGAAAAACGACAAGGCUGGGCUGGAGGAAGUGGAAAAAAAAAGACACGAGCUCACUUUAGAGCAGCCCGAGAGAGUCCAGAUCGUUCGUCCAGAAGACACAGAGCUCGUUGUAGGCUCCGAUAUCCAGCAGCUGGAGUACGUGCAGUUGAUGCCUGAGGAGGUGUUAUUUUUGCAGCUACUCGACUGUGUGCGCACAAAAACAGACUUUGUUUCUCUCUUUCGGUCGCUGGCGUCCAGAGAGUUUUGCUCGCGGUUCCUGGUUUACUACUACUACCGCACUCUGGGGUGGGUGGUGAAAUCGGGACUAAAAUUCUCGUGCGAUUUUAUUUUGUACGAACGCGGUCCUGUGUUCCAGCAUUCGCAAUAUGCUGUGAAGAUCGCCACUCCGGGCACCUGGCUCGAGACGUGCUCGAUGAGCCGUGUGGUUGGCUCGGUGAAGAAGAGACUGAUUUUGGUGUUUGUGAGGCCUCCGCCAGACUUUGACCAGCGUGUCAAGUGUCUCACAGACAAGCGGUCUGUUUUUGCGCUUCUCAACGAUUUCAUGCUUGACGAGGUCUCCUUCACGCGCUGGUCGGCCGGACGCGAGAGGGAAUGA
Messenger RNA from Ogataea angusta, 963 nucleotides. RefSeq lists its product as uncharacterized. Gene Ontology annotation, molecular function: tRNA-intron lyase activity; nucleic acid binding. Gene Ontology annotation, biological process: tRNA splicing, via endonucleolytic cleavage and ligation; tRNA-type intron splice site recognition and cleavage. Bases 1 to 963 code for a protein of 320 amino acids. The record is from RefSeq and is a predicted model, not a curated record. NCBI's taxonomy places the organism in Eukaryota, Fungi, Ascomycota, Pichiomycetes, Pichiales, Pichiaceae. The transcript has a single exon. Gene Ontology annotation, cellular component: tRNA-intron endonuclease complex.